Messenger RNA from Daphnia carinata, 814 nucleotides. RefSeq names its product BLOC-1-related complex subunit 8 homolog. The transcript has 5 exons. Gene Ontology annotation, cellular component: BORC complex. NCBI's taxonomy places the organism in Eukaryota, Metazoa, Arthropoda, Branchiopoda, Diplostraca, Daphniidae. The record is from RefSeq and is a predicted model, not a curated record. The coding region runs from base 140 to 511 and encodes 123 amino acids.
AUUCUGAAAAUCGAUAUUUUAGCGUCAUCUGCUAGCUGAUGUCGUCUGCUGCUGUUAUAUAGAAUUCGUCACUUGAGUGAAUCAGCACAAUAAGACAACACGUUUAAUUGAAAGCAGAGAACCAUACAGUUACAAGAAAAUGGCUUCUGCUGCAGCACCACACAAAGAAACUGAUCUGGACAUCAAGGCGCGAAGAGCGAUGGAACGCGUUUCUGAAAACAUGCAUGUCGUGGCCAACGAGCCUAGCUUAGCUUUGUACCGCCUCCAAGAGCAUGUCCGGAAAGCGCUUCCCUUUAUGGUGGAGAAACGCGGUGAAUUCGGACAACUCCACGAGCAGCUACAGGGACGCUGCUACGACGCGGACUACGCUGUCAGUGCCGUCAACGAGAUCACCAAGGCCAAGGAUCCUUUUGAGGCGUGCGCCGCGUCGUUGAAGAACGCCAUUUUCUACCGACAACAGCUGCGUUAUCGUGACUCGCGAAAUUUGGCCAAUUUGUCCCCAUUGAGUUGACUGCCUGAUUGCCCGGAGAUUCCAAAUUUCUUUUGUGACAAAAGAAGAGCCAAUCCAUGUACAAGCGCUUUUCAGCGUCGGAGCCGUCGACGGGUAGCGAAUUACCACCGCCCGGACCGACCAGGCCGCAAAGCAGUAUUUACCAGCCGUGAUUUCUACAUCUUUGACCACAUUUUACACCUGAUUAUUUGGUUGGGUUCGACAUGGAGGGAAUAACAACUGCUUCACCGCCCACCACAAGGAUGUAAAACUUUAUACACUUGACUUGUAACGAAUAUUAAAUACGACUAACCUUCAACUAUA